CAGGGCAAGCAGGACGAGGCGCGGCCGCUCUACGAGCGCGCGCUCGCGAUCCAGGAGAAGCGGCUCGGGCCCACGCAUCCCGGGACCGUCGUCGCGGUGAAGAACCUGGCGGAUCUCUUCCUGGACCAGGGCGACUACGCCGCCGCGGAGCCGCUGUUGCUCCGCCACGUGUCCGUCUGCGAGAACGCCUUCGGCCACCUGCACCCGCGCGUCGCCGUCGCGCUCCACGCGCUCGGCGAGCUCUACAAGCACCAGAACAAGCCCGACCAGGCCGCGGACCUGUUCCGGCGGUCGCUGGACAUCUUCACGCAGGUGCCCAAGGAGCGCUACUCGGACGACGUGGCGCGGUGCCUCGACGCGCGGGCGUCGCUCAUGCAGGCCCAGGGCGACUGGGCGGGCGCGUUGCCGCUCUACGAGCGCGCGCGCGGCAUCCGCGAGCGGCGCUUCGGGCCCUGGAACCACGAGACGGCGCUGAGUUUGGACCGCCUGGCCACGGCGCUCCAGGCGCUGCGGCGCCUCGACGAGGCGGAGCCCUUAUUUCGGCGGGCCCUCGCGAUCCACGAGCGGAACCCGUUCGGCCGCGACCACCCGGAGAUCGCCGCGUCGCUGACGCACCUGGCGUCGCUGCUGCGGGACCUGGGGCGCGUCGACGAGGCGGAGCCCCUGCUGCGGCGCGCGCUCCAGAUCAAGGAGAAGCAGCUCGGCCCGACGCACCCGGGCGCGGUCGACAACAUGAAGAAGCUGGGCGCGGUCUUGGAGGAGCGCGGCGCCCUCGGCGACUACGGCUUCUGCACGCCGCUCGCGCGGCGCAUCCUCCGGCUCCGGGAGCGGGAUCUCGGCGACGGCCACGCGAACGUCGCCGUGUCCUGCAACUUCCUCGCCGUCGUGCUGAAGGCCCAGGGCCUCCACGACCAGGCGGAGCCGCUCUACCGGCGCGCGCUCGCGAUCCUGCAGAAGACUUUUGGCGGCGCCCACCCGAGCGUCGCGGCGGCGCUCCACAAUCUCGCGUCUUUGGUG
Molecule: messenger RNA, 1017 nt
Organism: Aureococcus anophagefferens
Lineage: Eukaryota; Pelagophyceae; Pelagomonadales; Pelagomonadaceae
Exons: 3
Molecular function (GO): protein binding
Source: RefSeq, a predicted model, not a curated record